This is a messenger RNA of Saccharomyces cerevisiae S288C, 3588 nucleotides long. It is a transcript of the gene ESL2, whose product is annotated as Esl2p. The transcript has a single exon. Gene Ontology annotation, cellular component: peroxisome; cytoplasm; nucleus. The record is from RefSeq and is marked reviewed. Bases 1 to 3588 code for a protein of 1195 amino acids. NCBI's taxonomy places the organism in Eukaryota, Fungi, Ascomycota, Saccharomycetes, Saccharomycetales, Saccharomycetaceae.
AUGCCAGAAACCUCUGUUCAGAAUCCAUUAAGGCUUUCUGAAAAUGAAAAUACUCGUUCGAUGUUUCUGUCUGCAUCACAGCAGCAGCGGCCAUCUGCCACUCCAUCCUUCCCUAGGUUGGUACGGAAUACCACAGCAAAUUUGAGUUUAUCAGAUUUUCAAGUGUUAAAUCCGUCUUCUAAAAGGCAAAAUUCAAACUCGGUUUACGAUGAUAUAAAUAGCAGUAAGAGGCGAAUAAGUAGACCUAGAUUUUCAGAUAUCGAAGGAAAAAAUAAUGACCAUACUUACCCAGAAAGAACAACAGUCAAGGAAUCAGAGAAAAAUCCUUCUCCCAGAUAUGUGAGUAGUUCGAAAAGGGCCCUGAAAAGGGAAAACUCAGUUGGAAUUACUCAAUCCUCUGCAUUGAUUUCGAAAUCAUUUAGUGAAAACGGCGGAAGCAUUGCACAUGAGAAAUGGAGCCCGGAAAAUAUGAUAAAACCACUGAACGUUUCACAGAAUUCGCUAGCUUUCGUGGAUGCAGGGUCAGAUGAACAGUCCAAGAGUGAAAUUGUAGGCGGUUUCCAGCGUAAAUCUAAUAAUAGUCAAGAAAUCAACGACAAGGAUAACAGUGCCCGAGAUCAGGAUUUCAAUAACAGUGGCAACAACAACAAUAAUAACAAUCACAGUAGCAAUAACAAUGACAAUAACAAUAAUAACAACGACGACAACAACAACAACAAUAACAGCAACAGCCGUGAUAAUAACAAUAAUAGUGAUGAUAGUAAUGAAAGGGAAGAAAAUGAUUCCUGCAAGCCAGCAAGUAAUAAGAGAUCGGGCAUUGCUCUAAUACAAAAAUUACAAGAAUUGUACAAAGUGAUAGUUAAGCAAGAAAUUGAAUUGCAGGAGCGGUGCUCACAACUAACAAACUCUCAAACCACCGAACUAAAAAGCUUGUGGACUAUCUAUAAAAUCAAUACAGAUCUUGUUAACAAUUAUGUCACUUUUAUCACUACAGCUUUACUACCAUCCCAACCGCCUCACGAUUUGGUCAUCGGCCAAGAAAUUGUCGAAAUAUAUAGGAUCGAAAGAAGGCUAUGGGUUUACGGCACGAUAACAUUUCUAGACGUUCUAAAGAACUUUUCUAACUUCAUGGAUCCUGAAGUUUGCUGCCAAUUUAUCACUCACGUCUUUGUUUCAUUAUCAACUAUGAUUUCUGACAUACCGUCCAAAUAUUCUAUCACUUGGUUACAAAGACUAGGAGACUUAUCAAGAAUGGCUAUAGCACUAUAUCCCUCGAGUUUUAUCGAUUGGAAACUGAGUGCUGAGCAUUGGUAUACUGAGGCGAUGAAAUACAUAUACAAUCAUGGAAAGCUAUAUUAUCAUAUGUCUACCGUACAGCAAAACACUCUUGAAGCUUUUGUAAAUUUGGGGAAAAGCGUCUUUUGUCAGGAAACAUUCACUCCGUCUCCGCAAUAUAUGCAAUUGGUUAUUGAUAACAUUUAUCAAAGAGCCUUUGUAGAAAGAAAUAAUGGCAAUCUUAGAAACUCUUUAUUAAUUGAGUAUUUGAAACAUAGUGAAGCCAUGCUAUUACCCAGUUUUUUAGAAAGUCCAGAUUUACAAAAUGUCGUGUUGAGCUAUUUCAUUGAAAAGUUCGGUAUAGAUGCAAACGGUUGUAACAUUUUUAACGCAGAAGAUAUGUUUGUUCAGAAUCCUGAUUUUUUCAAGUAUUUCUUCAGGCAUGGCCCCUCUUUUGCACAAUCGCAUAUUUUACAAAUUGUUGGAUUUGGAGAGCCAAAAAACCCAUUUGCAAUUUUAUUUGAAUUGCCGAAGUAUUUGAAGGAGAGGAAAGACAAGAAGGAACGUAAAAAAUCUUCAAAUAAUGACUCCUCCGUGACGGAAAGUUCAACGGGCAAUAGCCGAAAUGACAACGAAGAUGACGAUGAAAUAAUGAGUUCUACCACUUCCAUAUCUGAUCACGAUCUCUUAGCAGAAUUCUUCAAUGACAUCGAUACCUUAAGGCGUCCGAUACUGCCUUCAAUGCUAACAAACGAAGCAUGGUUGGAAACAUUAAAGUUUCUAAAUAUGACCUCAUUAAAAUGCGGUAUAAUAGUGCUUCGGAAGUUUCUACAUGGGCCUUUAGGUAUCGCAUUACCCCAUAUCUUACCAUGGAUAUACUUUAUCAUCUCAAUUUGUUUGAAAAGCAGCCAAUUGAGUGAUCCAGUUAGUAAAGAAUUCUGGAUGAUUAUUGUUAAGAGAGCUUUUCCAUGGGAUACAAUGGUUACCUUUAUGAAUGUUUUGAUUGUGUAUUUAUUGGAUAACCAAACAUCGAACUCUAUUAUUGGAGAUUUAUGCGAUGACUACGAUAAAUUAAGCCUUUCUGAACUUUUAGAAUUAUUCAAUGAAGGCGAAGAAUUACCAGAAAUUUUGGGCUGUUGGGGAACAUUGUGGUUUGACACAAUUUGCGAAAAGAAUACGCAUUCGAUUAGUAGUGAAGAUAAUUUUCAAGAAAUCGGUAUAAAAGAUUAUAUGGCAUUGGAUUCGCCGACAGAUGGAAUUAUAUUUGAUGAAAAGGACGAAAAUGGUGAAAAAUUCUGGAAAAGGGCAUGCAGAACCAUAUUUCUUUUUAGAGAGCUGUCAAGAAGUUUUCCAAUAGGCGUAAUAAUCAGAAACGAUCCGUUGAUAUAUCGUUCAUCAUUUCAAAAUACUAAUAUAUUGGGAAGUUUAGUCUUCAAACUCGAACCCUUGUGCAAUAUACACAACAAUAUACCAGUAUUAGGUGCCCUGGAAAGUAUUAUUGACAUAUCUGAGGCAAGAAGUGAAAACAACACUGAUCUGCACGCUGUGCCGGAACUAAGUGUCAACGAGGGCGAUAAUAUCUUCCACUAUGUUGGCUACAAGAAACUUCGUGCCGAUUAUACGUGCUUCGAUAAAAAUGGAGAAUUUUUAAGCGCCUCGCUUUACACUACAUGGUAUGUCCCGAACAGCAACAACACUAACAUAGAGGACAACAUCAAUUAUAACAGCGAAAAGGAAAAUGAAGGUCUAUUUCUGGAAUGUAUAAAAUCUGAUUAUCCAGAAAUAGAUUUUAAAACUACAUACUUUGUCUUUGAUGCAACUUCUUGGCUAAGACAUUCCGCACGCAUAUUCAAGCUAGCUCAAAACAGACUGCUAAGAUUUGCCAUUUGUUUAACCACAUUCCAAGAGCUGAGAUUUUUACGAAAGUCAAAGGACGAAAACGUCAUGGAGGCUGCCACAAGAGGUAUAAUAACUAUAAGGCAGCUUUACUAUGAGAAUAAAGUAUUACCCCUAAGAUUCACAGGUAAUGUAGCGACACACAUCGAAGAGAACUUAGAAUUUGAAGAACAAAUAACAUGGAGGACACAUGUCGACGAGUUUGUCAUCGAAUCCGUAAUGAAGGCGCAAGAAAAACUAGAGAGUGCCAGCGAACCGCGUCUUUCCCCUCGCCGCUUUAACUACGUAGUUCUGAUAUCUGACGACGACGCCAUGAAGAAAAAAGCAGAAGAAAAAGAAAUAAAAACGCUAAGCACACGAUUUGUGUUUUCUUUGUGCACAAAACUUGGCGAACAGCGCCAUCUGUGUACAGACUGA